This is a messenger RNA of Salmo salar (Atlantic salmon), 1750 nucleotides long. RefSeq lists its product as uncharacterized. NCBI's taxonomy places the organism in Eukaryota, Metazoa, Chordata, Actinopteri, Salmoniformes, Salmonidae. The record is from RefSeq and is a predicted model, not a curated record.
CUAGAAUACAUUACAAAACUUAACCAUACAGACAGAGACAGGAAAUGAUCAUUUUCAGCACAGCUUGUUUUAUCAUUUUUGUCUGUGCUGAUAAAGGUCUAAUCAGACAAUUAUUGUGGUAAAAAGGAAAAUGGCAAAGGUUUUGAUUACCUCAAAUUCAAAGAGAGAUUUGUGGAACAUUCUAAGUAUUGCCCUCCUCGUCGCUGCAGGAGCCUGGGCCCAGACAGUUACCCAGAAACCUGAUGAGGUUGUGUAUAAACUGGCUCAGAAUGCCUCAAUGGACUGCCAGUUCAUCCACACUCCAGAGCAGCAGGUGGCAAAGAAUCCCAUUCUCUACUGGCAUAAAAUUACAAGUUUGACCCAAAUGACAAGACUGUGGCCUGACCCAGAGUCACCGUACAAGGAUCGUGUGGAUGUUCUGGACAGUGACCGCAACUCACCGAACAGAUCUGUACUUCUGAAGAAUGUCCAGUGGGAAGAUAGCACUGGAAAGUAUGAGUGUAAACUUUCUUAUAGGGCUGCCAAACAAGAUAAGAGGACGAAAGGGAGCGGCGUUAAGCUAUUGAUACAUGAUUCGAUGUUCUUUGGGCUUGAGAAUGAGACCCAACUCAUGUGUGCUGUGAAUGUUUCCCGGGAUGAUGGGUUUGUCUUAUCCUUGCUACAAGACGGAUCUAAAGUAUUCCAAAAGACCAUUGAUCCUCUUCACCCCAGCAUGUCACUGCCUGUUACCCUGUCUGUGAUCCUCCCCUUGGAGAAGGGCAAGAACUAUGAGUGUCAAAUCCACCUGGGCUCCACCAUGAUAAUGAGCCAGCCCUUCCAACAGCCGCUUGAGACGCCAGGUACAUUAGAGAAGGUGCUUCCUGAACCAGCUUUCCUGUUCGUGGCCAUCCUCCUGGUCCCCAUCACCGUGCUUCUGGCUCUGCUCACAGCCCUUCUUGUCUUACGCAGAUAAGACAGGAGAUAGUAAGACUGCUUAGGCCAAAUAUACAGUGCAUUUAGUAUUCAGAACCUUUGACCUUGUCACGUCCUGACCAUUAAAAGGGGUUAUUUGUUAUAGUAGUUUGGUCAGGGCGUGGCAGGGGGUGUUUGUUUUGUGUGUUUUGGGGUUUGAUGUAUGUUCUAUAUUUUAUAUUUCUAUGUUCAUUCUAUGUUCCCUAUCUAUGUUUUGUGUUUCUGUGUUUUGGCCUGGUAUGGCUCUCAAUCAGGGACAACUUCAUUGUCGCUGAUUGGGAACCAUACUUAGGUAGCCCUUUUUCCACCUGUCUGGUGUGGGAAGUUGUCUUUGCGUUGCAUGUGUUUGCACGCAUAGCUUUUCCUUCGUUGUAUUGUUUAUUGUUUUGCUGAUUCACGUUUAAAAUAAAGAAAGAUGAACCCAACUGUCACGACAGUGACGGAUGGUGGCGCCCCUCCUCGGCCGGGCGGAGCUCGGCGGUCGUCGUCGCCGGCCUACUAGCUACCAUCGAUCCCUUUUUGUUUCACUUUCGUUUGGUUAGGUCUAGGUAGGCACGCACCUGUUUUGGGUUAGUCAUUAGUAAGGGGGGGUUAUUUAGGUUAGCGUAGGAUGUAUGUGGUUGUACGUGAUUGUGUUGCUUGUCCGGGUUUUUUGUGUUCGAAAAGAACGUGUACUGAGUUUUUCCUUCUGCCAGUGGUUUAUUUUGUUUGUGUACACCACCGCAGAAUCUUUCAGGGCUGCGCCCCUAUACUUUGUCGACCACGUACAGUGCUUCCAAUAAAGAAGUGUGGUCACGAA